This is a messenger RNA of Paramecium sonneborni, 639 nucleotides long. The record is from the annotation of a GenBank genome assembly. NCBI's taxonomy places the organism in Eukaryota, Ciliophora, Oligohymenophorea, Peniculida, Parameciidae.
AUGAAUAUUUUGGAAAUAAUUAUAGAUGCUAAAUUUUUGCUUGGUAUAGGAGUAGGCUUUUUUGUGGCUUCAUUUCUUAUGUUACCAAAGAAUGAAAGUUAAAAGGGAAAUGGUUCAUAUUCUAAAUUAAAAUUAUCAUCGAAAUCGAUUCCUUCAACUGAAGAUUUGAAACAAGUUUACUAAAAAACAAAUGAAAGAACUAAACAACUUAAAGAGAAGGGUUAAACUUUCUAAUAGUUGUAACAAAAAGGAUAAAAGGGUUAAAAACAUGAUUUUAUGGAAGAAGAUGAAAUAAGAAAAAAGGUUAAGAUGCAGUAUCAUCAAUUUGAACCAUUGUUUGAUGAAACUUCAAUUAAGGUUUAAUCAAUAAAUACUUCUUCAGACUUUGAAAGCUCCUAGCCAUUGAAAAUUGAUUGUCCAACACUUUUGCCAAAUAACCAAAACUUCGUAUCUUAUCAUGAAGAUAAAUAUUAUAAUUAGAAUAAUAAAGGAUUUGAAGAUAAUGAUAAAGAUUUAGAAGGAUUAGCAAAUAUCUAAGAAUCUCCAAUACUAAAAAAUAAUAUGCUUAGUAAUAGAAAACUAAAUGUAAGAUUAGAAAUGUAUUAUAAAAAUUAAAAUUCAGGAAACAAAGAGUGAGGG